AUGAGGCCAUUCAGAGAUUCAAUCACAACCCCCAUGCCAAGGCAGUGUGUCGCACCAACAUCGAACGCGCCUCACUCGAUAGCGCCUUUCCCCGGCCUUGGCAUCACCCCCUUGCCCGUCUCUUCAGGAAUGGAGAGCAGCAAGGGUUCAAUGCUAGCUUUCUUGGCUUUUAAACAAGACAAAAUAACUCCCAUUCUUACCCCAUCUUUUCCUCUCUCCACUCUCACCUUCUCUCUUGUCUCUCAGCCUACCGGGCACCCUUCAAAAAUGGCCACCCCGACAACCUACGCCCAGUUCACGCCCCCGGCAUCAUGCGGCAUCGGCAAGGACCUCUACGCAGUAGAAAAGACCUGCUGGGCGUAUGACACCCGCCCCUCACCCACCGUCACAGUCAGUCCCCCAAAAGUGCCCGAGUGCACCGCCGUCCAGCUGGGAGACCCCUACGACAGAUACAACCCAGACUGCUACGCCGCCUGGUCCUUCCGCCCCGGCGGCGCCACCGGCGUGAGCUACGUCGGCUGCCCAGUCAGCUACACCGUCGCCACCUCCACAACCUGGCACCCGUUUUGGAGGACAGUCGACGGCACAAGAACCCAGGCGAUCGACGUCGUGGAGAAAAUUGUCCACUGCUGUCCUGAAGGUGACGUCAAGUUCACGUACUUUGACGAAGGGCGUAGAAGCAGCACGUUUGUGCACGAGGGGAUCACCUGGAGGGCAGAUGCGUAUCUCAUGCCGCGGUGCAGGGGGACCGUGAGGGGGGAGAGGAGGACGGUCACCUUGACCGAGUACACCGAUACUCAGGGGUGGGAGAAGAAGAAGCGGGACGUGGGGUUGCGGACGGAGGUGUGGGAGGGGGAUAAGGAGGUUUGGGCUGGGCAGGAGAGUUAUUCUGCGACUUACUUUGCGGAUGGGCACACUUGUUAUGGGAAUUGUACAAAGUAUUGGCUGGAGAGCUAUACCUCUCCGGUUUAUGUGCCCACGACCAAGGUGGAGGAGAGUGAGGUGGUCACGACGACCACUCCGGAUAGGGAUGACGCUACUACUACUGCUGCUGGUGGCGGCACUGUCACUGUGACGAUUCCUCCUACCACUGGGCCGGGGACUGGUGGGUUGUUAGCCACUCCUACACAAUCUAAUCAGGUACCCGUGCCUGCGGGCGGAGUGGUGGGUAGGGGCAGUGUGAGAGCUGGGCUGUUGGUGGGUUUGAUGGGGGUUGUUGCUGGUCUUGUGAUGUAG
Molecule: messenger RNA, 1236 nt
Organism: Podospora anserina S mat+
Lineage: Eukaryota; Fungi; Ascomycota; Sordariomycetes; Sordariales; Podosporaceae
Exons: 1
Coding region: 1-1236 (411 amino acids)
Source: RefSeq, a predicted model, not a curated record